CCUUCAAUUUUGAAAAAAAAUAGAAAGAAAGAAAAUUCAAAAUAUCUCUAAUUUCUCUCUCGCUUUCUAUCUUUGAAUUUUCUUACCUAAAUUUGUGAAAAGAAUUGUCGCCGGAAAUGGGUGUACCUGAGACAGACCCACUUUCUCAGCUAAGCUUGCCACCAGGAUUUCGGUUCUUUCCGACUGAUGAGGAGCUUUUGGUGCAAUAUCUAUGUAGAAAAGUAGCUGGGCACCAUUUCAAUUUGCAAAUUAUUGGUGACAUUGAUUUGUACAAGUUUGAUCCAUGGGUGUUACCAAGCAAAGCUAUAUUUGGUGAAAAAGAAUGGUAUUUUUUUAGUCCUAGAGACAGGAAGUACCCAAAUGGAUCGAGACCAAAUAGGGUUGCUGGGUCUGGUUAUUGGAAGGCAACUGGGACUGACAAAGUUAUCACCACCGAGGGUCGUAAAGUUGGUAUUAAGAAGGCUCUAGUAUUCUAUAUUGGAAAAGCCCCUAAAGGAACAAAAACUAAUUGGAUUAUGCAUGAGUAUCGCUUAUUAGAGCACUCACGAAAGAAUGGAAGCACUAAGUUGGAUGAUUGGGUUUUAUGUCGGAUUUAUAAGAAGAACUCGAGCGCUCAGAAGCCAAUAACGACAAGUGUUUCAACUUCAAGCAAAGAACAAAGCAAUGAUUCAUCGUCUUCAUCUCACCUGGACGACAUGUUGGACUCGUCGUUUCCUGAAAUUAAUGACAGUUUCUUCGCUUUGCCACGUGUGAAUUCCCUCAAGAACUUUCAAAAUGAUGAGAAGCUCAAUUUCCAGAAUCUGGGUUCUGGGAAUUUCGACUGGGCCAGCCUUGCUGGGCUCAACUCGGUGCCUGAACUCGCGGUUGAAAACCAAGCUCAUCAACCUCAGACUCAGGGGAUGGUGAAUUACAACAGUAAUGACGUUUAUGUCCCUUCUAUCCCACAGCUUUGCCACGUGGAUGAAGAGGUUCAGAGUGGACUCAGAACAAACUCGGGGAUGUUUCAGCAGAACCCGAACAUGUUGACUCAGAACUACUCUAACUCGCUCGACCCAUUUGGGUUUCGGUACCCAACUCAAUCGGGUGGGUUCGGGUUUAGGCAGUGAAAGAGUUAUUUCAACAGAGAAAAAACAGCUUGAGAGAAGGUUAAAAAGUAGGGAAUGCAUUUCUUUUAGAACAGAAAGUAAAUGCAUCUCUGUAAAUAUUUUUGGGAUUAUUUGGGCUAACAUUUUGGCUUUAGAUUCCAAAAGUGGAAAGUUUGGGAACUCUUUAGUGUUGGAUUGUAGCACCAAAAGGGCAUAUGAAAAUUUGUUCCUUUUUUUUGCUGGGGUAGGGGCAUAUAGAUUCAAUGUAUAAAAAAAAAUGAAAAAAAAAAAAAAUUGUACAAUUAAAUCUUGAUUAAUUAGACUAAGAUUUCCAGCUA
Messenger RNA from Quercus robur (English oak), 1423 nucleotides. Its product is annotated as NAC domain-containing protein JA2L-like. Gene Ontology annotation, biological process: regulation of DNA-templated transcription. The transcript has 3 exons. The record is from RefSeq and is a predicted model, not a curated record. The coding region runs from base 117 to 1106 and encodes 329 amino acids. Lineage: Eukaryota; Viridiplantae; Streptophyta; Magnoliopsida; Fagales; Fagaceae. Gene Ontology annotation, molecular function: DNA binding.